Molecule: messenger RNA, 1869 nt
Organism: Candoia aspera
Lineage: Eukaryota; Metazoa; Chordata; Lepidosauria; Squamata; Candoiidae
Gene: OGG1
Product: 8-oxoguanine DNA glycosylase
Exons: 7
Coding region: 33-1301 (422 amino acids)
Biological process (GO): base-excision repair; base-excision repair, AP site formation; nucleotide-excision repair
Cellular component (GO): nucleus
Molecular function (GO): damaged DNA binding; 8-oxo-7,8-dihydroguanine DNA N-glycosylase activity
Source: RefSeq, a predicted model, not a curated record
GGCCCCUCCUCUAAAUUCAGUGCCCGUUCUCUAUGGUGAUUGUACGGGCUCGGAGGUACGGGUCUUGCGCCAAGCUGCUCCAGCAACAGCGGCGGCUGGAGCGUGGUCAUCCUCGCCUCCUCCCCAAGGGCAGCAACAGCAGAAGGGACGACAUGAACGCCCGGCCGACCCCGCUGCCUCGAGCGACUCCCUGGCGCUCCCUGCCUUGCCCGCGCACCGAACUCCGCCUCGACCUGGUACUCUGUGGCGGACAGACCUUCCGGUGGUCUGAAACCAGCCCUGGCUACUGGACUGGCGUGUUGGCUGGACGCGUUUGGACCCUAACUCAGUCUGAGGAACAACUCUGGUACACCUUGCAUGAAGAGGAGAAGGAGGAGGGUGGCAGGGAGGAAGAAGGCCUCUCUGAACCCCCCGUGAAGAAGAGCAGGAAGCAAACACUGCCCGGCCCUAGUCGUGCUGGGACAAGUGAACGUCCGGGCAGCCACUUGCCAGGAGAGCUGGCUCGGGCAGUAGAUGGGUUGACCCCUUCGCAGAUCCUCCAGGACUAUUUCCAGCUGCAUGUAAAUGUAUCUGGCUUAUACCAGGGUUGGUCUUACGUUGACUCACACUUCCGGGAAGUAGGCGUUAAAUUCCCAGGCGUACGGGUGCUGCGGCAGGACCCAGUGGAAUGCCUCUUCUCCUUUAUCUGCACCUCCAACAACCACUUGUCCCGCAUCACCAACAUGAUUCAACACUUGUGCCAGGCCUUUGGGCGCCGCCUCUGCCAGCUGGACACCAAGACUUACCAUGCGUUCCCCUCACUGCAAGCAAUGGCAGGACCAGAUACAGAGGCUCGGCUGAGGGACCUGGGGUUUGGUUAUCGGGCACGCUUUAUCAGUGAGAGUGCCCGUGCUGUGCUGAAGACUCUGGGUGGUGCUGCUGGCCUACAGCAAUUGCGCAGUGUCCCUUAUGAGCAGGCCCGGCACGCCUUGUGCACCCUUCCUGGAGUGGGCGUCAAGGUGGCUGACUGUGUGUGCCUCAUGGCGUUGGACAAAGCUGAGGCUGUACCAGUGGACACCCAUAUAUGGCAGGUUGCCAAACGUUACUAUGGCCAAGAGUUGGGGAUGGGGGCCCGCAGCGUGACGGAGCGUGUCCAUCGAGAGAUUGGGAACUUCUUCCGCAGCCUUUGGGGACCAUAUUCUGGAUGGGCACAAGCGGUCCUGUUUUGUGCUGACCUACGGAAGAACCAAGAGUCCUCAGAUCCAGAUGCCAAACACCGUUGCAUCAAAGUGGCCAGGACCAGCCACUCCACCUUGACUUAGUAACCUCUCUUGCAGCUCAACCUUAUUUGUGUGACUGAUUCAGGCAAGUAAGACGACCAUUCCUGCUUGGGGCUGGAGCCAGAGAGAAACCACCAUGCUAAGAAUAAGGAUUCUGCCUGAGCUGCUGAAAGAGACUGAGGCAGCUGUAUGCUGUGGGGCUCCUCAGACAGCUGCUUCUACUUCUGCUUUUUAAUUUUUUUGUCUUUUUCCCACCAGAGGGUGCUUGUAGCAUAAGCUUCUCAUGUAGCUGCCAUGUAUUGUAAACAGUAGGACGUUUCCCCACUUCCUUGUGACUUUUGUAAUUGCCAUGGGCUUGCUGUGCGUUAGUACUGGGCAUAAGGCAGUUUUUCAAGUGGGCCAUACGAGAGUCAUCGUCUCUAACCCGGGGUCAUCUAUUGAGAAUGUCAAAAGUAUCGUUGUUUGGAAAGAGGUGGCAAGCAUUAGCCAGGGCAAUCUGGAGUCUCAUUCAUAGCCAGUGAUAUUGAUAAGUUGUCUGUGAGGGUAGGCAGAAAUUGGGUGGGCUUUGCCCCGAUUCCCCCAAGGAAUUUCAGCAGACACAUUGGGUCUG